GGCCCGGGGUGGCGGCGGCGGCCCCGCGGCGCAGGGCCCGGCCCGGCGCGGCCCGGUGCCCGUCGCUGCGUCGGAGGGCUCUGAAGAUGUCCAACAGCAACACGGCGCAAGAGUCCCUGGAAAUUAUGAAGGAAUCAGAAAAAAAGGUGGUUGAGGAAUCUGUGAACAAAACCAAAUAUGUAUCCAGGUCACCAAGCAAGGAGGAGGCGGAGAAGGAUGGCGGGGAGGAGGUCAGCGUGCGCCAGGAGUCUCAGAAGCGAACAUCCAGUCACGGACACGCCAGGAAAAGAGCCAAGUCUAACUCAAAGCUUAAACUGGUCAGGAGUUUGGCUGUGUGUGAGGAAUCCUCAGGCCCCUUCGUGGAUGGGCUGCUGGAGUCUCAGGACAUCAUCCAGCUGCACGUGAGCUGCCCCUCUGACAAGGAAGAGGAGAAAUCCACGAAAGAUGGGGUGGAGAAAGAAGAAAAAGACAAGAACAAAGAAAAAACACCAAGGAAGAUGCUCUCUCGAGAUUCCAGCCAGGAAUACACAGACUCCACUGGAAUAGAUCUGCAUGAAUUUUUAGUAAAUACACUGAAAAAAAACCCACGGGAUAGAAUGAUGCUGCUCAAGCUGGAACAGGAGAUUCUGGAGUUCAUUAGUGAUAACAACAAUCAGUUCAAGAAGUUCCCCCAGAUGACCUCGUACCACCGCAUGCUGCUGCACCGGGUGGCGGCGUACUUUGGGAUGGAUCACAACGUGGACCAGACCGGCAAGGCCGUCAUCAUCAACAAGACCAGUAACACACGGAUCCCCGAGCAGAGGUUCUCCGAGCACAUCAAGGAUGAGAAGAACGCAGAGUUCCCUCAGAGGUUUAUCCUGAAAAGGGAUGACACCAGCAUGGAUCGGGAUGACAACCAGAUCAGACUCCCCUUGCAGGAUGGGAGAAGGAGCAAAUCCAUAGAAGAGCGAGAGGAGGAAUAUCAGCGGGUCAGGGAGCGGAUAUUUGCACGAGAGUCCGGCCAGAACGGAUACCUCACAGACAGCAGGGCCAACCGGGAGGGGCUGGGCCGGGCCUCGGGCAGCCGCCAGAGCAGCACCGAGAGCGAGAUCAAAUCCCUGGAGCCACGGCCCUGGAGCAGCACGGACUCGGACGGCUCCAUCCGCAGCCUGAGGCCACCUGUCACCAAGGCCAGCAGCUUCAGUGGCAUCUCCAUCCUCACGCGGGGCGACAGCAUCGGGAGCAGCAAGGGCAGCACUGCCAGCAGGAGCUCACGGGCAGGGUUGGUGCUGGGUGCCCCUGAAACCUUAAUAUAA
This is a messenger RNA of Motacilla alba alba, 1295 nucleotides long. RefSeq names its product R3H domain containing 2 (gene R3HDM2). Gene Ontology annotation, molecular function: nucleic acid binding. NCBI's taxonomy places the organism in Eukaryota, Metazoa, Chordata, Aves, Passeriformes, Motacillidae. The record is from RefSeq and is a predicted model, not a curated record. Bases 87 to 1295 code for a protein of 402 amino acids. The transcript is spliced from 13 exons.